CUGUCAUUGAGAAACAUGGCUGCCUCCAUGGAUGCUGUAAACGGUGCUGGCUCCGACUUACAAGGUCCAGCUUCGACUGGCUCGAGUGUGGAGCCCCCCCCGAUUCAGUACAGCAUGAUUCUGGAACAUCUAAUCGGGGACAAGAGGCCCGUGAAGGACCUGAGUCCCGGUGUUAUGGGGGGACUGCCGGUGCCUGCUAAAACCGACGAGCAGAAGAUGAUCGAGAGGGGAAUGGAGAGCUGCGCCUUCAAGGCGGUGCUGGCCUGUGUGGGAGGGCUCGUCCUCGGAGGAGCUUUUGGUAUUUUCACAGCAGGCAUCGAUACCAAUGUUGGCUUCGACCCAAAAGACCCACUGAGAACUCCAACGGCACGGGAAGUCCUCAAAGACAUGGGCCAGAGGGGGAUGUCAUACGCCAAGAACUUCGCCAUCGUCGGCGCCAUGUUCUCCUGCUCCGAGUGCAUCAUAGAAUCACACCGAGGCAAAUCUGACUGGAAGAACGCGGUGUACAGCGGCUGUGUUACGGGCGGAGCCAUUGGGUUUCGCGCUGGUCUGAAGGCCGGGCUGCUGGGAUGUGGAGGCUUCGCCGCAUUCUCCACUGCCAUCGAAUAUUAUUUACGGUGAACCACAGAAGAGGGACUCUAUUCGGACUUUGUGGAUUCGCCCUGUGAGAAAUCCACACUGGUCCAUAUUUACCUGCACAUGGAGGAUUGCUGAUGUUUUCUGGUGGAAGAAGUGACGGGUUCCUAUUUGGGUACAGCGGACGGAAACAAUACGUACGUGUUGUCCCGCAGAGACUCUUUACUUUUAUGGACAGGACAGUUUGAGCUGAGCGGAUGAAUUAUGACAUGAAACAUUUUCCUAUUAAUAGAAUAUUAGUAUGUGUCUAAAUAAUUUUUAUUAAAUGUUUUUUUUGUUAACUUGUUCAGAACUUUUCUUCUUUAAGUGUACAAGUAUCCAUGACAAUAAUAUCUUGAAUGGCCUUUUUAAUAUUAGUCUUGGCUAAUUGAAGUCCAAAGUACCUGAAUCGUAUCGAUGAGUUGAGUGCCAGUGAGCCUCAUGGGCUGGAACACGUUGGUUCGGUGGCUUUAGGAGAAGAUAUGUGUCUGAGGUGCAGGGAAGCGUGUCAAAUACACACCACACCGUUGUAUGAGGAUAUUAAAAAAUGGCGGUUAUCCCAGUUUUGAAAGUCUCCAUAUUAGUGUUUUUGCGCAAGACUUUCAGAUGUGAAAGAACAUCACAUUGAAUGAGAGCUAGAAUGUUUUUAGCAUACACAUUAGUCAGAAACUUAAUUUGAUCUCAAAUUGAUUUAAAUACAAGAGCAACAAUGUGACUAUAUCUCCUGUCUGGAUCACGUUCUUCUAAAGAUUAAAAUAUUAAUUUCCCCUGAUUGGAGUCCAUGGCAAAAUUAUUAUGUUUAAUUCCUACAUUUCAAACCUUUUGAACAUUAUUUAUCCCACAAAUAUGAGUUUAAGUCAAGCGCAACAUUUAUGUUUUUAUAUAUCUUUAAACUUUCUUACAGAAUUGUACUCGUUUCAGCCUGAACACAUUUGUUGGUGUCGGUUGUUAUUGGGGUGGCACCAUAGUUAUCAAUGAGCAGUGCAUAGGUCUGGAACUCAACCGUGUGGUUAUUUAUAUCAGCAGGUUGUCAUUUAUUUAUUUUUAAAGCUUUGUUGUAAUUCUAAUGGAUAAUUAUGGUCGGCAGUAAACUCCAGGUUUAAAGUUGAGGGGAAUAUUAUUCACAAUGUAAAACAGUUCAACACAACUUUAAAAAGUACAGUCAGCAUUUCCCAUAAAGAUACAAUAAAAUAAACAUGUCAACUUUAAAAUAGAUGAGCACUCUACACUCUGAGGGGCCACGGUCACAACUGUCUGUGUGUGAGGGGCCACGGUCACAACUGAACUAUCUAUGUGAGGGGCCACGGUCACAACUGAACUAUCUAUGUGAGGGGCCACGGCCACAACUGAACUAUCUAUGUGAGGGCCACGGUCACAACUGUCUGUGUGUGAGGGGCCACGGCCACAACUGAACUAUCUAUGUGAGGGGCCACGGUCACAACUGUCUGUGUGUGAGGGGCCACGGUCACAACUGAACUAUCUAUGUGAGGGGCCACGGUCACAACUGUCUGUGUGUGAGGGGCCACAGUCACAACUGAACUAUCUAUGUGAGGGCCACGUUCACAACUGUCUGUGUGAGGGGCCACGGUCACAACUGUCUGUGUGUGAGGGGCCACGGUCACAACUGAACUAUCUAUGUGAGGGGCCACAACUGUCUGUGUGAGGGGCCACGGUCACAACUGUCUUUGUGUGAGGGGCCACAGUCACAACUGAACUAUCUAUGUGAGGGCCACGUUCACAACUGUCUGUGUGUGAGGGGCCACAGUCACAACUGAACUAUAUGUGAGGGGCCACGGUCACAACUGAACUAUCUAUCUGAGGGGCCACAGUCACAACUGAACUAUCUAUGUGAGGGGCCACAGUCACAACUGAACUAUAUGUGAGGGCCACGGCCACAACUGUCUUUGUGUGAGGGGCCACAGUCACAACUGAACUAUCUAUGUGAGGGCCACGUUCACAACUGUCUGUGUGAGGGGCCACAGUCACAACUGUCUGUGUGUGAGGGGCCACAGUCACAACUGAACUAUCUAUGUGAGGGGCCACAGUCACAACUGAACUAUCUAUGUGAGGGGCCACGGUCACAACUGAACUAUCUAUGUGAGGGGCCACAGUCACAACUGAACUAUCUAUGUGAGGGCCACGGUCACAUCUGUCUGUGUGUGAGGGGCCACAGUCACAACUGAACUAUCUAUGUGAGGGGCCACGGUCACAACUGUCUGUGUGAGGGGCCUCGGUCAUAUGGACUCUCUCACAUCACAUAGUGAAUCAAGAGGAUCAGAGCCACUAUGCAGUAAUACUUCAUUGAAAGUAAAUGUCGUACAAUAAAUUAAGGUAUUCAGAUGAGAAUGUACUCAUGUAAACUUCCGCAACAUCACAAUAGUGUCAAAUGAUUUAGUCCCAUAUUGAAGUAGCUUAACAGUUGUACAUGUAAUUAUGUCUAAGGUCCUUGUAGUGACCCCUUGCUCAUCAGAAAAGGUCACUGUGGUUGCUUGGAGGUUUAGUUUUGACAUGUGUAACUAAUAACAGAUGCAACCCAAA
Molecule: messenger RNA, 3153 nt
Organism: Pseudoliparis swirei
Lineage: Eukaryota; Metazoa; Chordata; Actinopteri; Perciformes; Liparidae
Gene: timm22
Product: translocase of inner mitochondrial membrane 22 homolog (yeast)
Exons: 4
Coding region: 16-621 (201 amino acids)
Biological process (GO): protein insertion into mitochondrial inner membrane
Cellular component (GO): TIM22 mitochondrial import inner membrane insertion complex
Molecular function (GO): transmembrane protein transporter activity
Source: RefSeq, a predicted model, not a curated record